AUGUCUGCUUCGCCGAUCCAUACUCCCAUGUCAUCUCAGAACAGCACCUCCAGCCUCGGGGCGCUCAACAUCCAAAACGGCGAGAUUAGCGUGAAGCAGCAGAUCCAGAACUCUAUCCGGGAUGUACACGAGAGGCUUCCUGCUUCUGCUUCAGCGGCGGACUUCCAUCGUCAGGUUAUGGAGGAUCUCCGUUCGAACAUCGAUAUGUCUCAACUUCCCCCAGCAUCGCCCAUUCCGUCAGCUCCGCCCACCCCUAGGUGCUUCUUCAAUGAUCUCGCAUUUGACACCUCCAAGACCCUCAGCCUGAUGUCCGACACUGCCGCUCGCACUGCAUCCUCAGGCUCGACGACAUUUUCGCACACCGCCCUCGCCACAUCCAUCAGCAGUCCGCACGGUAUAGGCACAGGUCGUGGGGCAGCCCCCAACCAAGUUCUUCGAGGCCUAUCCAAGUUCGUCGAGUUUGCCCGCUUCGCCGCGACCUUGGGUGGAGGGUCCAUUAGUGAGGAGUUGGAACAGACUCUUCAUCUUCUGGAGUCCGUCGAAGGCCACGGUACCGAGAAGCUAGAGGUGGUGAAGAACCUGCUCACCCCAGGAUCGCUUCCCUUUCUGAAGCGAACGCUGAAGGAUAUUCUCGAGCUAAUCUUGCAACCUACCAAGGCGGAGCAGUGGCGUGACGAGCCUGAAGUGGUCACUCAGGAUACAGACAUCGCACAGGUCGAAGAUGGCGCACCGGAGAUGAGAGUUGGAAGCGACCUGAAAGAACUCUUCACAGGAGAAGACAUCGACCACAGCCAAGUGUCACAAGACACAAAGCUCACGGAGCCUGCUACCAGCAAUAGCCCGCAGAAAGACGACGUGCAGACAAAGCACGCGCCGCUCCACGACUGUGGCUACCAUGCAAAGGCUUUGUCAACAGAGGCCACCAAGCCCAACACAAAGACCACGACGACAAAGAUCACCCAAGGCGACGUCCAAGGACACACCUCGAUUAAAUCCAGCCUCAUCAGCAACCCGGUGGGAGCCAUCAUGCGACAAAAACCCAAGAUCCAUCAGGUCACGAUGUCUAAGCCACCAAGCCCUGCGUCCAAGAGCAUACCGCAGAAUGAUCGUCAACCCGAUACUGGAGCUCUGCCAAGCCUCGACCAGGCACACAGUAGUGCCACCUCCGCGCUAUACAGUAGUAGCAAUUCUCAAGUCGAGCCUCGCAUGUCCCCAGUAUCCAUCGUAGGACCUAAGAUCCGCCGCAAGAAGGCUCCUAGUCUCUUUAGGACCGAUGUUCGCAUGGGCCAACGAGGCGACACACCCAUCAACCGCCGGCCAGUUACCAUGAAUCCUCCGCCGAAGCAACCUCAGCACACCACAGCUGCUCUCCCACAGUCACUUCAAGCCGAAGAUCUCGAGGGCGAGGCUCGUGCGCUCCGAGCUGUGGCGGCGCUACAAGCCAAGAUUUCAAACGCAGCUAAUGCGCCUCCGAAGUCGAGGAUCCUUCAUGGCGACGAUGUACCUGCAGACACUGGUCAGAGCAACGAUCACGGCAAGCGCGCACCGGACGCUAAAAGGCGCAAGGUCCUUACCGAAAAGGGACCCGCCCCAACGAGGGGUAGCAAGUGGAUGAAGAAAAUCGGGUCUCAGGUAAAGCAGGAUCUCCCACGGGGCCGCAACGGCAAGCGCAGGUAUGAUGGCGAAGACGAUUCGGGAAGCAAAAGACCCAGGAUUUAG
Trematosphaeria pertusa is the source of this 1719-nucleotide messenger RNA. RefSeq lists its product as uncharacterized. The record is from RefSeq and is a predicted model, not a curated record. NCBI's taxonomy places the organism in Eukaryota, Fungi, Ascomycota, Dothideomycetes, Pleosporales, Trematosphaeriaceae. The coding region runs from base 1 to 1719 and encodes 572 amino acids. The transcript is spliced from 2 exons.